AUGGCCGUUUAUAUCUGCGUCGAGCUGGAGUCCAUCACAGGCCUUCCGGAGAUUAUGAACUGCCUGGUUGGUGCAUGCUUGAGAAAAGUAUCAAGUUCACCGUCUCGAAGGAUCGUCGAAGCCUUUGUGACACAUGCAGUGCCAAAAGACGAUUCGCUACAACUGCCAACGUCCACCUCUGUCAACCCGCUGGUUCCCACAUCAACCCCGUCGUCCGUCUCACUGGAGCAAGUGGAAGCGUAUCCUCGAUCGGAGAGUGUCGACAGUGACGUCAAUGAAAAGAUCAAAAUUGAAGACUAUUCGGCGCAAUUCCGAGAUGCGGAAACGCCAAUGAAUGACGAGAUGGACGAGACGGAUCUUGUUGCCUGUGGUUCAGAACUUUUGCAGCAGGUCUCCGCUAACUUCUCGUCAUAUCAGGAGAGAACGAAAAAUUUCACUGACAACGAGAUGUCAAUGGUUCGUGAGAAGGGUGCUGGCAGUGCUCCGAAACAGUGUCAGGUGGACUAUGCUAUGCGGUCAUUGGAUAACGGCGAAGAAUGUUACGAGCACAUGUGGCGACGCAUCUCACUAUUAGAAGGUUUGUUUUGCAUUGGUAGGCUUAAAUGGCUCAGAUGCACGCUUUGUGGCCAAGGUUUCGAUCGUAUGAACCGUGCCUCGAUACAUGUUGAGAAAUGCCAUGCAGGAGAUUCCGGAGCAAAGGUGGAGUCGGCAAUGAAUGCUGAACAACGCAAGGAAAUAGAGAUGUUGGCCCGAAAAUGUUUCCCACGUAGGAACCGAUCGUCAGGUUCAGAGGAAUCCAAGUGA
Molecule: messenger RNA, 804 nt
Organism: Ostertagia ostertagi
Lineage: Eukaryota; Metazoa; Nematoda; Chromadorea; Rhabditida; Trichostrongylidae
Source: the annotation of a GenBank genome assembly